GCUUUGCACAGACGAGUAGGGUGGGAAUAUUAGAGAGAGAGAGAAACACACAGAGAGAAAUCCAGUACUUAUCAACAUCAUCCCCUAAUCUGGGAAAAGUCACGGUACGGCUUUUGGCCUUCCUCUCUGCUAUCAUGUACCUGCUGAUCAGGGCGUUUCAUGUCUCAGCCCAAAUGCCUACUUAACCCAAAGGACAGUCUUAUGUGGGAGGGAGCAACCCCCCAUUGCUGAAGCCGGGGUGACAAGAAUACUAACUCUAUCUACUUGGGCCCUGCCAAAGCCAUCAUUUCUGUCAAUCAACGGGCAGUUGCAGCAGAAGGAUAGCAAUUGGGUUGAAUUAUACGCCAGCUCUAGUUUUACUGCAGCUUUAUGCUGCUAGCGGGUCCUGGGAAGGAGGGGAUUUGGGGUGAGGAAAAGAAGAAGCUUAGACGGAAGGGUCACCGGAUGGGCCUGAGUGAGAUGGAAAGGGCAAACGGGCAGUGAGCAGGUCUUUUCAGAUUGAACGGGAUCAGUUUUUUCCAUUGGAGAGAUUCAUGCUAUAAGGCAAAAGGAGCACCCAACUCACUGGAUUCUAGAAAGGGAAAGAAGGAUCUCUUGUUUUUAAGAAGAUUCCAGGCUUUGUGGCACAUUGGGGCUUGUGUCCCUUCUUACUUAAGAGAAGACUGGAGGGAGCAGCACAAUGACUCAUUUGCAGGCGGGUCUGUCCCCGGAGACCCUGGAAAAAGCCCGGCUGGAACUGAAUGAAAACCCAGACACCUUGCACCAGGACAUCCAGGAGGUACGGGACAUGGUGAUUACCCGGCCCGACAUCGGCUUUCUCCGUACGGAUGAUGCCUUCAUCCUCCGCUUCCUUCGUGCCAGGAAGUUCCAACACUUUGAGGCAUUUCGGUUGUUGGCUCAAUACUUUGAGUAUCGUCAGCAGAACCUUGAUAUGUUCAAGAGCUUCAAAGCCACCGACCCGGGCAUCAAGCAGGCACUCAAGGAUGGCUUCCCGGGUGGGUUGGCCAACCUUGAUCAUUAUGGCAGGAAGAUCCUGGUCCUGUUUGCUGCCAACUGGGAUCAAAGCAGGUACACGCUGGUGGAUAUUUUACGUGCCAUACUACUUUCCUUAGAAGCCAUGAUUGAGGAUCCAGAGCUUCAAGUAAAUGGAUUUGUUUUGAUUAUAGACUGGAGCAACUUCACUUUCAAACAGGCUUCUAAACUGACACCAAGUAUGCUUCGAUUAGCCAUCGAAGGCCUUCAGGACAGUUUUCCAGCUCGCUUUGGAGGAAUUCAUUUUGUCAAUCAGCCAUGGUACAUCCAUGCCCUCUACACAGUUAUACGUCCCUUUUUAAAGGAAAAGACAAGGAAAAGGAUAUUUCUCCAUGGAAAUAACCUCAACAGCCUGCACCAGUUGAUUCAUCCUGAGAUUUUGCCUUCUGAAUUUGGAGGAAUGCUGCCGCCUUAUGAUAUGGGCACAUGGGCAAGAACGCUGCUAGAUCAUGAAUAUGACGAUGACAGCGAAUAUAGUGUGGACUCCUACAACACUUCUGCAAAAGAAGUUGAAAAGGACCUGUCUCCCAAAUCCAUGAAGAGGUCUCAGUCAGUCGUGGACCCUGGAGUGUUAAAGCGUAUGGAUAAAAAUGAAGAAGAAAACAUGCAGCCAUUGCUUUCACUUGACUAACAAUGUCUGAGCAUCGAACAUGAAUCGGGGUGGAAGGUAUUGCCUUUCAGCAACAAGCAAACCACUGGGAGAGAAUGUACCAGCUGGAAUCCUAUUUUUCAUGUUAAUGUAGCAUAAUGUAAUGAGGCAGCAGGUUUUGCCAGUCAUCCUGUAACAUGGAUGCCCUGGGCUGGAAAACAGGGUGGAGGGGGGUGGGAUGAAAAGGAGAACGAUAUCAAUAAUAUAUUCUGUAAGUGCCAACCUGUCUGUAAAUAGAGUCUAUUCCUUCUCUUGGCAUUUGUAAGUAAUGGUAGGGAUGUAGAAUAGAAAAAAUAAGAGUGACUAUUAAAAUGUGCCAGUUGAAUGCACUGUAAAAGAACUGAAAGCACUCAUACAAACAAAACAUCAGCCGUAAGUAACUUUCAUCAUUUUUAUACAAAGCCAUAUACAGCUUUCAUACUGACUGCUUCAUUUUCUUUCUGCAGGUUUUAUUUAAAAAGGGAACAUAGGAUCCUGUAGACAUAACUGGUGUGAUAUUUCCUGUUUUAUAAGAUUGUAUUUCUCAGACAUUGCUAUGGUUCAUAAGUGAGGCUGGAUUAUGCUUUGCAUUACAAGAGGAAAGAAGACCUCGUAGAAACAGGAAGCUAAGCACCAUUCUUUAGUGUAUCUGAUUUGUUUAUGAGGCAUCUGAUUUUUAGUACUUUCACACAAAGUCUGGGGUUUGAGUGCAGUCUGGGUUUGGGUCCUGAGCAUAAGAUGGGCUUCAAAACAUUUGCCUCACAUU
Molecule: messenger RNA, 2426 nt
Organism: Elgaria multicarinata webbii
Lineage: Eukaryota; Metazoa; Chordata; Lepidosauria; Squamata; Anguidae
Gene: CLVS2
Product: clavesin 2
Exons: 5
Coding region: 680-1663 (327 amino acids)
Biological process (GO): lysosome organization
Cellular component (GO): trans-Golgi network; membrane; clathrin-coated vesicle
Molecular function (GO): phosphatidylinositol bisphosphate binding
Source: RefSeq, a predicted model, not a curated record